Molecule: messenger RNA, 890 nt
Organism: Mytilinidion resinicola
Lineage: Eukaryota; Fungi; Ascomycota; Dothideomycetes; Mytilinidiales; Mytilinidiaceae
Product: putative progesterone binding protein
Exons: 4
Coding region: 56-445 (129 amino acids)
Cellular component (GO): endomembrane system; membrane
Source: RefSeq, a predicted model, not a curated record
UACCUCUCGACGACACCAUUUGCCAUUUACAUAUCAUCCGUCUGCCCGACGGACAAUGUCUGGCCAUGUAGAGGAACCGAAGCGCUUCGAGCCCAAGGAACCCGUUACUCUGGAUCCACCCAAGGACGAUCCCAUAACGCUGGACUACCUCUCCAAAUGCGACGGCACCAACGACGGCUUUCCCACCCUGGUUGCAAUCAAGGGAACUGUCUUUGACGUAAGCGGCAACGCUGCGUAUGGUGCGAAAGGCCAGUACCACGUAUUCGCCGGUAAAGAGCCCAAUCGCGCCCUAGCUCAGUCGUCCCUGAAACUCGAAGACUGCAUUGCCGAUUGGGAGAACCUCGAUGAUAAAGAGAAGGGCGUGCUCGCCGACUGGUUCACCUUCUUUAGCAAACGGUACAAUAUUGUCGGAAAACUCAAGCCGGAAGGAGGUGUAAACCUCUAGUCUUCUUCCCCGCAAAUCGAAGACUUGGUGUCGCAAUGGGGUACAUGUGGGGAACUUCUCAUUGAUUCCGUGUGGAAGGCUCUAGAGCAGUUGAGCCACAUGCCUAUCUAUCUCGUGUGCCAUGAACAACGGCAUGGAGGGUGCUCCUGUAAAGCCUCAACAGCCAACAGUGUGCGUCGUAAUGGUGGUAGUGAAGAGUGGGUCAAUUGAGGAUACUUGAUUCUCUACCAGCGACUCUGGGUACACUGGGGUCACUCUCCUUCCGCAUACUGGAACAGUCAUGAAAAGGUCGCGCUGGCGUACCCCAAUUCACACAGGACGUGUAUGUGGUGCUACGGCGAGACAAGUCUAAUCUAAAAUCCUGAUGUGCGGGUUGUAGCACUAGAAACCUCUGACCUUCGACUUCUACGGUGGACUACCUAUGGCGCGUCACCAUCAUCUGAGG